This is a messenger RNA of Lingula anatina, 4633 nucleotides long. Its product is annotated as malignant fibrous histiocytoma-amplified sequence 1 homolog. Gene Ontology annotation, cellular component: cytoplasm. Gene Ontology annotation, molecular function: protein binding. The record is from RefSeq and is a predicted model, not a curated record. Lineage: Eukaryota; Metazoa; Brachiopoda; Lingulata; Lingulida; Lingulidae.
ACUAUUGACCAAAAUCCAUCAUCAGGACAGUAAACCCAGAAGACAAUCUACGUUAUUUUCUGAAGCAUUUAUUGGACUCUAAAAGAAGGAUUGAUACAUGGAAAACAAGAACAGGUGCACAAUAAUAACCAUUGUGCCAUAAGAGAUAAACAAGCAACAGUUCCCCAUUUAUAUACUGAUAUAAGCACACCUGUACUUGAUGAACAGUAGAAUCAGUUAACAACAGUGUUCUGAAAUCUGAUACAGUUUUUACUGUGAAAAAUAUAUUUUAGUUGACGUCCCUGAAGUAAUUUUGCCCCAAUGUAAAAAAUGACAGAAAAGAAGAGAAAACACAAUAGCAAAAAUUUUAAACUCAUAGAGAUCAAGAGAGCGUUAGUUGGUACAAAAGAAAAGAAAAAAAGGAAAAAAAGAUAUUUAGAAGAGAAAAAUAAGCACUCAUGCAAUUAUGAUACUGCAACAUGCACAGAAUGCAUAUGAAGUUUUAAGUAACAGUGGGGAUGGCAUUGUGUUUGGUGGUGCACUACUAAUACUUCUACUAUUACCAGUACUUUAUUUUAUCAAUUUACGUCCAGACAAUCAUAAUUAUAAAAGAAAUAUCAGAAAACUUGGAAAUGAUGAUAGGAAUAAGGUUGACUGGAGUGGAACAGAGCUUGGUACCAUAAACAAUUUGAAGUGUUUGGAGAAUUUUAACAGCAUUAGGGUUCUUGAUGUGUCAAGAAACAAAAGAACAUGUCUUCCUAAAACACUUCCACCACUAUUGGAAACACUUCACUUGGGAUGGAACAGACUCUCUAAGUUGCCUGUCUCUGUUACAAAACUAGAGAAAUUGACAUGGCUUCAUGUUGCCAAUAACCCAAUCAAGAAAAUUCCCAAGCGUAUUAAAAGAUUGACAAAUCUCCAACAGUUUUUUGUUUGGAGUUGUGGUAUAGAGAAAGUACCUGAUGAAAUUGGGAAUCUUGGAAAUCUAGAAGUUCUAGAUGUAAGUCACAAUGCAAUCACACACUUUCCUAGAGGUGUCUUAAAGCUCCAAAAUCUGAAAUGGUUAGACAUAAAUAACAACAGGCUUACUGAAAUUCCAGAACAAAUUGCAAGCCUGCAAUUUCUUGAAUCACUUCGCAUCCACAAAAAUAUGUUGGAAACCAUUCCUGAUGCUGUUGGACGUUUAUCAAAUCUUACAGAACUGAAUGUCUCAAACAACCAACUUACAGCAAUUCCUGUCUUCAUUGUGGAUAAUUUGACCAAGUUGAAGAUUUUUGAUAUCCGUCACAACCAAAUUACACAUUUGCCAUCGUUGCAAAAGCUUGUGCAGCUGAAGAAGUUUGAUUUUGUUAAAAACCCACUUCAAGAACCUCCUCUUGAGGUUUGUGAGCUUGGUGUGGAAGCCAUUUUGCAGUACCAACAUGAUAUGAAACUUUAUGAUCGUAUAGGGGCAAGGUAUGGCAGGAGGCAGGUAGUAUUUGUGGUUGGAGAGUCUGAAGUUGGGAAAACCAGUUUUUGUGAAAGUCUGAGACUUUGUCACGCUUUUGUUACUGAAAGGGGAGACUACACUACAGUUGUAAAUGAAUCCUUUAUUAGUGAUGGAAACACAGUGUUUAAUUUUUGGGACUUUGGUGGCCAUGAAAUGUAUAAAGUUAUAUGCCCGUUGCUUCUUAGACAAAAUGCAGUGGUGAUUUUGAUGUUUGACCUCUCGAAGUAUGAUUGUACAUGUACCACGAAUGCCUAUCUUAACAGCAUUGGCUUUUGGAUCCUCAAAUUGCAGUCUCGAAUCCCAGGUGUGAAGGUUAUGAUUGUAGGUUCAAAAUCUGAUUUACUCACCAAGGAAGAGAUCAAAAGUAGGAUUCAGCAUGUCACAGAGAGGGUGAAUCACUACCAGGAACAAGUGUACAAAAAGAACAUUGGUCGCAAACUGAAGGAAGUUGAAACUCAACUUAAAAGCAAACGCAUUUGGAAAAGAGAAGAGCGCCAAAAGCUUGAAAUGAAAAGGAAGAGUCUGGAGAAUAAACUAGACAACAUGCUUUGCAUUAAUAAGAAAUUUUUUACCAUAAGCUCUUUGAAGUACCAUGGGAUUCUUGAAAUCAGAAAGGAACUCCAAGGCAUAGCUAAUGAAAAUGCCCUGCUGCUGCCACCCAAUUGGGUAGAGUUUGCAGAUGAGGUCAUGAAGCACAAGACCAAAGCACAGACAGAAGGGAAUUUAAAACCCCAGUCGCUGCACAUGUCUGUUGGAGAUGCCUACAGAAUAUGGGAACAUUGUAAUGGAUACAGAACAACCCAACGCACCUGGUUUCAACCCUUAAAAGAUGCUUUUGACACUGUCUCUAAAUUCAUAAAAACGCACAGUAAGAAAAAGGCCUUUGAGACCCAGUUGGAUUUUCUUCACAAAUGGGGUUGUAUAUUGUGGCAUAGACAAAACUCCAGACUUUGUGACUCAGUUAUCCAUGACACUGGCCGAAUGAUAGAUUUCCUAAAAAGGGUGUUCGAUUACAAACUUUUUGAAACCCUGAAAGAAGAGAAGGCCAGGGGAUUGUACACCUGCACAAAGACACGGUUUGACAGAGAAAUGCAUCUGCUUAAGAAAGGUGUUCUGAUUCCAAGACUGAUGGCCAACAUUCUUGCUGAUUUUGAAGAUAAUGAACAGGACUUUUUGUUCUCACUCCUGCAGGAGUUCGACCUUUGCUACCAAGUUCGCUUUGGCAAGGGCACUCAAGGGCUGUAUUUUCCAUGGUACCUUUUCAAGCAAGAAGAACCUGAAGACCUGCCACAUGUCUGGCCCAGUGUUCUAGAAGAUGACCAGAUUCAACUCCAAGUGGAGUUCCAUUUCCUCAUUGUGGUCCCCAUAAGUUAUUUUGAAAAGCUUCAGGGCCGACUCCACUGCCGUGGCUGUUCAUUUGAGGACUCCCAGCGAAGAGACUGGUGCAAUGGAAUGUUCACCCGGUAUGGCAGCUCUAGAAUUUUGAUCAGACGGGAUCAGGGCGACAAUGAGGGAAAGAUCGAGGUUGCAGUGAGGGGCAAGAUUGUGGACUUUGAAGACCUGUGGAAAAUUCUUUGCUGGAUAUAUACAGAAGUGCAGGACCUGUUGACAGAAUAUCCAGGGGAGACAGCGGACGUCAUCUACCUGUGUCCUGCCUGCAUAAAGGAGGGGUCGAAGGAGCCUUUAACAAUACCCUGGGAUACAGUCACAACCCUGCCAGCUUUUGCCAGCUUUCGCCACUGUAUCAUGAGUAACACGGUUGCAUGUCAUGGUCAGGCAAAUGCUCCCCAAAUCCCUGCUGCUUUUCACUACCCUGUGCUUAGUUCAAAAGGCUGCUGUAAACAACUGAGAGAAUAUGAGAAGAUUUGUAAGAAGAAAUGUGCUCAAAAAGACCAGGUUAAGAAAGGCUGUAUCAGGAAAAAGAAUUCAAAAAGAGGGAAGAAGGCUACAGUGGUGAAUUUGAAGGAAGAACACCAUCAUCAGCAUAAUGAAACCAUCAACAUUUCUGGUAGCAAUGGAGUUCAUAUUGGUGAUACAAACAUUACCAAUGUUCAGCAAUCAGAAGUGACCACAAGUUAAUACUAGUAGAUGCACACCUUUAUUACCAUGCACAAUGAUUUUUUUAUUAUUAUUUCAUUUUAAUGUUAUGACUAAGUCACUACGUACAGUGUAUGCCCAAGUAUAUGUGCGAGUAUAUGCACUGUUUUCAGUACUGUAUGAUGACUUUGUGGACAUUUCUAACUAUUACGUACUGUAGCAUUCCUUUCUGUUACUGUAAAUGAGGAGGUACAGGGUGUGUUCAUGUAUGAGAGAAACAUAACUGACAAAGUGACAGAAGAGUACUAAGUACAGCUCAGUUUUUGGUGAAAGCACAUGUUGGACGUACAUCCUAUAUGUAGAAAACAUGACUUGUUUAACCAUGUUAUGGUCUUUGUGUGUGUGUGUGUUUGUGUGUGGUCUUAGUCAAUAGCUAUUUUUAUAGGACACAUAUAAAAGACGUGUAUAAAAAGUAUUUUGGAAAGUCUAUAUGUAUACACAUUUAAUGCUCAAGCAUAAGUAUCAUUAAAAAAUUGUUAUUGAAUCAUCAUUUUCAUCAAGGGUACGUGUUCUUCAGUGUUUUGAACUUUCAUAGGCACAUGAACAUUGCAGCAUGCCAGUGAACACUAGCAGUCUAGCAGUUACAAAGAGUACAUGAAAUUUUUCCUUACAGUACAUGACUGGCAUUUUUUGAUAUAUUUUUGUUUGUGAUUUUUUUAUUGAGAGGGGCCUGAAUUUUUCAAUCAAUGCAGAAGGGGAUUCCAAAAUGUGAAUGCUAUCGGGGGAUCUUAAUGUUUUUUUUUUUUUUUUUGUUUUUAAAUCACAGUCCUUCCUGACUUAAAUGAUAAUUGGUCUGGCCCUAACUGUGCUUCAUAAGUCUCAUAUGAUUUGUAUGUGCUUUGAAUGCAAGAUAAACUUUUAUCAUGAAAAGAAAAUAUUGGAAUAAUUCUUGGAGGUUUAUGACUUAUAAUGCUAAGGUACUUUUUCUAUGCAUGAAUGAAAUUUAAAAAUUAUUACAAAUACUUAAGUAUGAAAAUUACUUUGCUUAAAGACGAAUAAGAAGGGUGAAAUUUAAAGUGGGCAUUAAGUGAUGAUUUGACUCCUAAACACCAGCAAAUAUGCAACACA